AUGGCAACGCGGAAGGAUUCCAAAUUAAGCAGCAGGUUGGUGAUCACCUCAGUGGCCCUUCAAGAUCACAUCACCAAGAACCUUCUCGAACCCGAUUUCUUGCUUUCGAACCCGCUGCUGACCUUCAAAAGCAAAGGGCACACAAUUCCCCACGCAAGAGAGAGAAGGAACCGAAGGGAUGCCCCUCAGAGACUCGAAGAAGCGCGAGAAUAUGUGCUCGAUCCCACUCCGCCACCUCUGACGUUAGCUCAGAGGAUGGGCUUGGUGGCCUCGCCCCCGGAGAGGCUGAGCGAGGACGAGUGGACUCUGGUUAAGGCAAGGUCCGUCCAGCAACGGGAAUCCGAGCAGCCUUGCGCAAUAUGCAGAGAGCCCUUCUGCCUUCAGCCUCAGGUGUUGCUGUCCUGCUCGCACGUCUUCCACAGAGCGUGUCUCCAGGCCUUCGAGAGGUUCUCCGGCAGGAAGCGCUGCCCCAUGUGCCGCCGGGAGCCGUACGAAACGCGGGUGAUCCACGACGCCGCGCGCCUCUUCCAAAACCAGUGCGCCGCCAGAAUUCAAGCGUUCUGGCGAGGCUACGUGACCCGGAAGUGGUACGGGAACAUUCGGAGAACCGUCUGCCCGAAAGACAAGCACCUCCGGCGCAAAUUCUUCGAAGCAAAGCUGCAGGAGCUGAGCGACAGCUUUGUGCGACGCUGUCACAUCGACGUCGAGGCUUUUCUCAGCGAUAUCGACCUUUCGCUGUCAUCGAGCCGCCGAGUGUUCCGGCAGCUGGAGAGCAAAAAACAUGUCCCUGAGCCUCAGGAGGACGACUGGGAGCGCAUACAGAGUCAGGUGACUCAGCGCGGGGCCAGCGACUGCCCCAUCUGCCUGAUGGCGCUGCGCAUCCCGGGAGCUGCUCCGCGGUCCUCCGGCUUCAAGCUCCAUCAACGAGGGAGACGCUCAGUGCUCUUGUCCUGCUCCCACCUCUUCCACCAGGUCUGCCUGGACGCCUUCGAGGCCUUCACUGCGGACCGCAUCCCCGCGUGCCCCCUGUGCAGAUCCACCUAUCACAAGAAGCUCAUCUGAAGCAGAGUCUUCAAUGAACCUACACGUAUGCUCUGGAAUGUAGGAGGAAGCUGGACUAUCUGGAGAAAACCCACAGAAGCAUGGGGAGUAGAUGCAAACUCCACACAGGAAGC
This is a messenger RNA of Phycodurus eques (leafy seadragon), 1175 nucleotides long. It is a transcript of the gene rnf32, whose product is annotated as ring finger protein 32. Gene Ontology annotation, molecular function: metal ion binding; protein binding. Bases 1 to 1062 code for a protein of 353 amino acids. NCBI's taxonomy places the organism in Eukaryota, Metazoa, Chordata, Actinopteri, Syngnathiformes, Syngnathidae. The transcript has 8 exons. The record is from RefSeq and is a predicted model, not a curated record.